Molecule: messenger RNA, 2510 nt
Organism: Protopterus annectens (West African lungfish)
Lineage: Eukaryota; Metazoa; Chordata; Ceratodontiformes; Protopteridae
Gene: VIP
Product: vasoactive intestinal peptide
Exons: 7
Coding region: 347-955 (202 amino acids)
Biological process (GO): epinephrine secretion; negative regulation of smooth muscle cell proliferation; positive regulation of endothelial cell proliferation
Cellular component (GO): perikaryon; neuron projection; extracellular region
Molecular function (GO): peptide hormone receptor binding; neuropeptide hormone activity
Source: RefSeq, a predicted model, not a curated record
UCAUAUAUUCUCUGAUACGGUUCUCAAAGCCAAAUGUCUAAAAAGUAAUGACGACUAGCAUCAGCCCCCUUGGGAAACGAAUGACGUCUCAUAUGUGACUUUUUCGUGUUGAUCGUAAAAAGGCUGCAUUAUAUAAAAUGAGGGAGAAAUUGUGACUUUUAUCCGAGCUUGCAGUGGGGAAGUUGUAUAAUAGGUACAUUGCCAGUGGUACAAGAGGGAAACACUGCAUCGGCUAAAGAUCAAACUUGUGAGCAGUGGACAUUCAGCACUUAGGACAGCUCCUCAUUGCCUCCGCAACUAGUCAGCAUCUGGGAAAUCCUCUGAGCUCACAGGCUUAGUUAAAGAGAUGGAGUGUAAAAGUGGAUCACCAUUCCUCAUAUUCUUCACUCUAUUAAGUAUUAUAUAUUCACAAGCAUUUGGACUGCCAGCUCUUGGGACGUACUCUGCUAUGAGGCUGGGAAAUGCAGUGAAUUUUGAUGGAGAAACAGACAAUGAUCAGACACAGGGAUCACUAAAGGCUAGCAAUGGCAUGUUGCAGACUUCUUUACCUGAAAAUGAAAACUUCUAUGUUGAUUUAUCUAGAGCAAUGGGAAGGGCUACAAGACAUGCAGAUGGACUUUUUACAAGUGGAUAUAGUAAACUCCUGGGCCAGCUGUCUGCAAGACGAUACUUAGAAUCUCUCAUUGGAAAACGAGUGAGUAAUAAUAUGGUUGAAGACCAGAUGCCAGCCAAGCGCCAUUCUGAUGCUAUAUUUACAGAUAACUACAGUCGCUUCCGAAAGCAAAUGGCAGUGAAAAAAUACCUCAACUCUGUCUUAACUGGAAAGAGAAGCCUGGAAGAAAUAAGCCCCGCAAGUCUUCGAGAAGAUGUGGAUGUGAGCGAGCCUUCAUUUUCAGAAAACUACGAUGAUGCGACCGUCGAUGAGCUACUGAAUCACCUACCCCUGACUCUGUGAAGAACAUAUGUUGAUACCUGGAACACAUUUCCCUAUUUUUCUGAGCAGUGACACAAGGCAAUUUCUCCAGUAUUAAAACCAAAACAAAUAUGUUGUGAAGUGCAAAUUGUGAUAUAUUUGUUUCUUAUAUACAUAUAUAAAUAUAUAACAGUUGAUGUUUACACUGUAAAUAUUACUUAAGAAACUUGAGCUUAAUGCUGUACAUAUGGAUGCAAGCCUUUGAUUUGUGUACAUUUUGUGAUUUCAUAUGCUGUAAAUCAUUUUAUUUCAAUAAAUGCAUUGCAAAGAAGAAUUUACAAGACAAUAUUAAACUGUAACCUACCACUUCAUUUAACUACAAUAAUUUGAUGAUUUGCUUUACUGAUGUGACUGGAUCAAUUUCCCAAAAGAAACAUAUAUCAAUACAGAUAAUUUACAAUACUGCCUGUCACAUUGUGAAUAUGUAAAUCAUCACUUGUCUAGCAAUGCAGUUUGAAAAAAGUAUACAGAAUGCUAUAUUUAUCUAGUAAUGCGAAUGGAGAGUGUGAUUAUAACGCAUUAUGUGAGGAAUUUUAGUAAGGGAACAUGGAGUUACAGCACAGACAUUUGGGAAGAAAGUAAAUGAUGAUACAGAAGACAUCUAGUCAUUCUGAAGGAAUUUGCAAUGAUAAGAAAGCAAAUAUAUACAGCAAGUCAACAGGUGAAUAAAAGGAGUUAGCUCUCAAUGUUUCUGUGGAACUUUAGUGUAGGAAGCAUUCAGAGAUCAAAAUAUGUUAGCAAAUGCUCAAAACAGGCAACAACUUAUUCAAAGAUUAGAGCAUUGGCUGAGGACUCCACAACAACACAGGCAUGCAUAAGGUUAGUAAAUAGUAAAUACUUGGGCAAAUCUAAAAGCAAAUUUACAAAAACAGUAGUACAAGAUAUACUUUGCCUUGAAUGUGACAUAGGUACAAGAAGUAACUCCAUAGUCUUUCAUUAGUAUAGUGAGUCUGACAAGAACAAAAUAUUAAUCAGAGAGGAAAGUCGAAUCCUGUCUUGAUAUGGUGUGCGUAAGUUAAGGAUGAGUUUGCUAUGAUUCUCAGCUUCAUGAUUCGAAAGGAAUUCAGGGUUUUCCUAGCAAGUUUCCAUAGAUGGGGAUACUCCAUCUAAGCUGAAGCCAUUAUAUUAGUAUUGCAUUUAUCCCAAAGGCUUGCAUGCACUCAGGCAUUACAAUACUGCAAACACUGAACACAAUUUACUUUUAAAGUAUGUUUCCUAUAACUAAACACUCAACAAUAAAAAUGCCUGAAAUGUAUCCUUUAUUUUUGAUGCCAGUAAAUGGACAACUUUUCUACCUAGAAUUGCCAAAACGCGGAUGUACUAUUAGGGAUAAAAGAACUACUAUGCCCUUCCAUUUAUUUGUAUGUAAUUAAUUCAUUCAGGGUUAAAACAUAUAAAUAUGAUUUUUAUUUUUUUUUGCCAAAGCACCUGUCUUUAUGUAAAGUAGAACUGAUGACAUUGGAAAUAAUUUUUUAAAAAAAAAUGAAUGUAACUUGUGAUAUAUGCAGCAAAUAAAGACAUUUUAUUAUCAUUGCAA